CUCAGUUUUUUGGGCAUCAAAAAAUAAUAAUAAUAAUGGUGGAUCUCCUCUCUCCUCCUCUCUCCAUUGAAUCUCCCAACCUCCUAAGUAGUAGUAGUAUACUCCUUCACUGUAGUAAUUAUCAUGAACUCUACCAUUUUCCUACCAUGAUUCUAUUAUAUCUUCCACAGUUUCUCUGAAAUCUGAUCUUUCCUCCAUGAAUAUACCUCAAUACCCCAAAUGGGUUCUUCUCCUUUUCCUCUUUUCUCUUCUUCAAUUACCCUGUUUCUCUUUAUCAUACCAUUCUCCACUUAACUGUUCCGAUACAGUUCGAGUCUGCACGUCUUUCAUCUCCUUCAAGCCCAAUCCAAACGAAACCUUUCAAGUGAUCCAGAGCAUGUUCGAUGUACUUCCCCAAGACAUUACCUUGGAAGGAGACGAUCGUGGCUACGUUUUCAUCCGCAAGAACUGUUCUUGUUCUCCUUAUGUGAAGAAGUAUUUGACUAAUACUACGUUUACAGUUAGGCAAAACGGUGGAUCCGUGCAUAAUAUGGUGAUUGAUGGGUACCAAGGGUUAGCCCUCCUUCCUAAUUACACUAGGGCGGCUAGAGCUGGAGCGGUUGUAUCGAUUCAAUUGUUUUGUGGAUGUUCGAGUGGGCUUUGGAAUUACUUGAUGAGUUAUGUGAUGAAAGAGGGUGAUAGUAUUGAAUCUUUGGCUAGUAGAUUUGGUGUUAGUAUGGAUAGUAUUGAGGCUUUGAAUGGGUUAACUAAUCCUGAUAAUGUCACUGUUGGUGAUCUUUAUUAUGUUCCUUUAAAUUCAGUUCCUGGUGAGCCAUAUCCUACAGAGAGCCUUAUUCCUCCCACUUCUGCUCCUGCACCAGCACACUCUGCUGAUCAAAUCGCAGCUGAGGGAAAACAGGCAGAGAAGAAGAGCAAGUCUCAUAAAGAAUAUGGGUGGAUUCUGGGAUGUUUGGGACUUGGUUUGGCUGUGAUUCUUGUGCUUGUUAUUGUAAUAUUCAUUUGUUUGAGGUCAUCAAGUUGCGAUAAAGGAGGAAGCAAUCCAAACGGUGAGAAUAAUGGUGUUUCUCAUAAGUUCCAAAUCCUCAGGAACACAAGUUUCUGCUGUGCUUCCGGGAGGUAUAAUAUCUGUCGCAAAUCUGGUGAAAUUAAUAAGCAAGCAAAUGGUGAAUCUAGCGACCGCCAGAUAAAUGUUCCCAAAGCUCUGGGGAACGAUGUUUUUGAUAUGGAAAAGCCAUUGGUUUUUGGUUAUGAGGAAAUUACGACGACUACUGAUGGCUUCUCUGAUUCACACCUUCUCGGACAUGGUACAUAUGGCUCAGUAUAUCAUGGCGUCCUUCGCGGGCAGGAUGUUGCGAUAAAAAGAAUGACAGAGACGAAAAGUAAAGAAUUUUUGGCUGAACUGAAAGUUCUUGGCAAGGUUCAUCAUGCAAAUUUGGUAGAAUUGAUUGGGUAUGCAGCAACUGAUGAUGAACUCUUCCUCAUUUAUGAAUAUGCACAAAAAGGUUCACUAGGAAACCAUUUACACGAUCCUCAGAGCAAAGGGCAUACAUCACUUUCAUGGAUUAUGAGGCUUCAAAUUGCACUUGAUGCUGCUAGAGGUCUUGAGUACAUUCACGAGCACACGAGGCCUCACUAUGUACACCGGGAUAUCAAAACAAGUAACAUCUUACUCGACGACUCCUUUAGAGGAAAAGUUUCAGAUUUUGGGCUCGCAAAACUUGCUGAAAUCACAAAUGAUGCCGAAGCUUCAGUCACACGAGUUGUUGGAACAUUCGGUUACGUAGCACCAGAGUAUUUGAGAGAUUGUGUGGCAACUAAGAAGAGCGAUGUUUAUGCAUUUGGAGUCGUUCUUCUUGAGAUGAUAUCGGGAAAGGAGGCUGUCACGAGAUCACAAGGCAAUGCGUCUAAUAAUCAUAACCCCCCUGAGCAAAGGCGUUCGUUGGUUUCCAUUAUGGUAUCAGCUCUUAAGAACACAGCUGAUCACUCCAAGAGCAGCAUGUCAAGCUUCAAAGAUUACAUUGACCCUAAUAUGAUGGACUUGUAUCCACAUGAUUGUGUUUUCAAGGCGGCCAAUUUGGCAAAACAAUGUGUGGAUGAUGAUCCGAUUAUGCGGCCAGACAUGAAGCAAAUCGUGAUGACCUUAUCGCAGAUCCUUUUGUCAUCCAUCGAAUGGGAAGCCACUCUAGCAGGAAACAGCCAAGUUUUCAGUGGACUCGUUCAAGGAAGAUGAUCAUCAUGAUCAUCAUCCCAUAUGUAUAAUAUUAGUCCACUCCCACUUUCAACUUUUUUGUAGUAGAAUAAUAAUAAUAAUAUUCUUUGUGAACUUGAGUUAAAAAG
Molecule: messenger RNA, 2337 nt
Organism: Impatiens glandulifera
Lineage: Eukaryota; Viridiplantae; Streptophyta; Magnoliopsida; Ericales; Balsaminaceae
Product: lysM domain receptor-like kinase 3
Exons: 9
Coding region: 197-2230 (677 amino acids)
Biological process (GO): innate immune response; protein phosphorylation
Molecular function (GO): ATP binding; transmembrane receptor protein kinase activity
Source: RefSeq, a predicted model, not a curated record